Messenger RNA from Porites evermanni, 3921 nucleotides. The record is from the annotation of a GenBank genome assembly. NCBI's taxonomy places the organism in Eukaryota, Metazoa, Cnidaria, Anthozoa, Scleractinia, Poritidae.
AUGUCCAAGGACAAAUAUAACGCUACUGUUGUCCAGCGAUCUGUUAAAAGUGUGCAACAAGCACUAAUUGAAGGUUUACCAGAAAAUGCGCCCGUGUUGCAAAGUGUUUUGCAAUGGCGUCUGGUGAGUGAAGCUGAAUUAGCAGCUUCAGAGUCAGCAGAAGGAACCUUAAAAAGAGAAGGAAGCAGUGAAUGGAUUAUAAAUAGGAGAUCUAUACCUGUGGGAAUCUACCAAGUCAAGUUUACUGCUUCUUUUCAAAUUGGAGAUUCAAGUGCUCCACAGACUAUCCAGGCGUUCAACUUCGGUUUUAUUGAGGUUAUUGCUGCACCUCUACGAGCCAUCAUUGAUGGUGGGAGCAGUGUUCGUUGGGGAUCAGCAGAAACUGUUACAGUGGAUGGUUCACUAAGCUACGACGGAGACAUUGGCCCUGGUAAUCAUGAUGGAGUCGAAUUUACUUGGUACUGUCGUGAGGCAAUUGAAAAUGGUUCAGUGAACAAUGAUUGUUUUGGUGCCUUUGUUGAUAGAGCAAAUGCCCUUGCAGUUAGUAUUGACACCAGUGUACUUGAUAUAGGAAAGACGUAUGUCUUAUGUUUAAAUGUGUCUAAAGAUGUGAGGAGUGCCUUUGCUGAGAUGACUUUUGAGAUAGCAGCCGGCGAGAUACCUCAAGUAAAACUGAGGUAAAUGUGAUAAUGUAAUUGAUCAGGACGCUGUAAACGCCUUGAAUACAACAGUAAGUCAAGCAGCCGAAAUAUUGUCUAAAGAAAGUCUUUGACAUUACAUUUUUAUUUUAAUGGUAUGUGGCCAAUUCAGUUAAUUGGCUUUGAAAUGAAUAAAGAAUUAAAUAGACUAAUUGAAAACAGAUAUAGAAGUAACAAUGAAAAGAGGUAAAAUGUUUUUAAGAGAUGCAAAUCAUCCUUAUCGCUUAGAUUCAUGCUACCUAUGAAAUAAUUGUUUUAACAGGCUGAAAACGAAACGUAACUACGUUUGAUAUCAAAUUUAUUUUGAUUAAAGGUGCUUUGUAGAUUGUGGAACCAUAGUCUCGGCUUCAAACAAGCUUCGAGUGACAUCGGAGUGCUCCAAUGCUCCUUGCGAUGAUUCAGUCUACCAAUGGCGGCUGCAAAAGAAAAAUGAUACAACGAAUACACCGGAAGAUGUUACUAUUUUCCCCAAUAUGACUUCAACAGCAUUAAAUGCGAGUAACAUGAUAUUCAAGAAGGACGUAUUGCCCUCAAACACAAAAUUUACUCUAAAGCUGAUUGUGACUUCGCAAUCAGGGUCACAAGGGUUUGGUGUAUUGGAUUUUGAGACCGCUGGGGCGCCACACAGCGGGCAUUGCACGCCAUCGGUCAGCGAAGGCGUGGCACUUGAAACAGAGUUCAUCUUUGAGUGUUUGAAUUGGGAAGAUAAAAGUAAGCCUUUAAGCUAUGAAUUUCGCGUUGGAGACGAUCCAAUUUCUUAUGGAAACUCUCCAAAGUCUGUUUCAACGGUGUUACCUAGUGGAAAACCAGAAGAUCAACACAGAGUGCAAAUAACGAUUAUUGUUAAAAACUUUGUUGGAGUGGCAGUUACAGAGAAAGUGUUUGUUAAGGUACUAACACAAUUGUUACUUAUAUUUUUAGGCUUGUAACUCUUAAUAUUUCCAUGAUCGAAAACAGAGAGAAUCGGUACAUAUGCGACAACUUAAACCCAUGUUCUUAUUUCCCGAAACUCGGCACAUUCCUUUGAGCGGUAGCUCUGCUCGACAGGCCGAAAUAUGAAGGAAACCAAUAAAGCUUGUUAUGGAAUAGUUUUUGGCUAUGCCGAAAGAACAUAUAGCCGCUACGCACAUUAAAAAAUACAUUGCAAAAAUAGAGUAACAAGAAAAUAUAUGUUAUGCUAAGCAAAGGUGUAGGACACGAACUGCUAAGCCGCGAUAUGAAUAAACUCAUUGCUAAUCCUUUUACAGGUGAAGCCAUCCUCCAAAUUUAACCCCUGCUAUACACCAGUAGACGAAGUAGCCAAUAUGCUAAAUGGCCUUAUCGCGGUGAAGGACUGUAAGUUGGAUGAACUUUUAAGAAAAGGUGAAAUCAGCCAGGCUUCACAGCUUGCAUUAACUGUCUUGAAGACAGCCAAUGAGACGCCAGAUUGUGGAGAAGGCUUAAGCGUAGAAGUAAAAAGUUCGGUAAGUAAAAUAAUGGAAUUAAUAAAGGUUUUUACCUUUUAAGAAGGAUGAAGGAUGACUCUGGGCACUUAUUGCAUGGAUCACGAUGAGGCUUGAGAAAUCUGAGAAUUGAUAAAAUGCGUACAGGGCAUUUUAGUAGCAGAAUAUAUCAUUAGUACAACAAAAAUAUGCCCUUGGAAUGGCUAUUAGUGCUCUGAUCUAAGCAGUAAGAGUCAUCGUGAGCAACACGUCCUCCGAUGUGGACUCUACACGUCCCUUCUAAGGAUGCUGAUAGAAGACUUAAGUAGGAUUUUGCCUUCAUGUUCAAUUAGUAUGACAGGGAUGUUUUACUCCUUUUUUUGCUAAGGAAACUCAUUAAAUUACAGUAGAAACUUUCUCCUUGCGGAAAUAUAAAAAUGCGGUGGAAUCACAUGAAGAUAAGGUCAUGUGCUAUUUUUAGGUGCCUUAUCCAGUUUGACACGUUUUUUUUUACACUACAAACCACGACUGUACCCUUGCUCCUAAUGCAAUGCAAUGCAGGAGGUGAACAUUGUGCCAUUUCUCUGUUUGAUGAGUCAAGAGGGUUAGUUGGGUAGUCAAAAAUAAUGCUUAUAUGCACCGAGUUUGCAAAAUUUAUUGAAGCACUUUUUAGUUUGAUAUUAACGCGUUAUCUCCUUGAUUGUUAACUUCAUGUAACGCCUUUGAACGGUACCAGAUUUCGACCACAUUAGUGGAGAAAUUCACAUCAAUAAACCCAGAGACCCUGCAAAUGUCUCGAACGAUUAUGGCGGUAGUCAAAGUGGCGACUGGAGAACAACGAGAGCAGACAUGCGAUGACUGCAGUGACGUCAUGGUAACCAGCACAUUGCUUAAGUAAUAAGACAUAUAAAAAUUACUAUUUCCUAUUGCUCGGCGGUCCAUAAGAAAAUGGUUUCGUAGACGUUGCGAAUUCAGAUCUUUAAGUAAGUAGGGGACCCGCUCAUCCAGUCCCCAAAGUAAGGGGGCGCGGGCGGUCCCUCAGCCCCCCUUGAUCCGCCAUCGCAUAUUCAUAUUGAAAAUCCAUCGACCUCGCAAUUGUAAAUAAAGUGGAAUUGAACCCCAUUUUGAAGAGGAUAUCUCUUCUGCUCCGAAACGUUUAAACGCCGAUCCUAAAAGUUGGAGACACAAAAAGGUUACAAUUAGAAAUUCUCGCCCAAGUAAAUUAGUCUUGCAUUAAUAUACAUGCUUCGUAGUGCAAUGUAAGUAAAUUGAACUUUUUAAACCAAUCAGAAUCGUACAAAAAAUUGCAUUCUGUGUUGUGGGCUAAUAAACUCGAAAAUCAAUUACUGUUUCUUAGACAUUAUACCCAUAGUUUGAGGUAUAUUAUUUAUUCCUGGACGCAUUUGCAAAGAAUAUUUUGUUAUAAAUAGAAAACAGUGAACACUUUCAUAAAUUAAAAGUUUAUCGCUGCAGAAGUGUAUUCAUAGAUCCCGCAUCCAAUCAGUUUAAUCUAAUCCUUUUUAAAAUCUUAGUUUUCCUUCUUUGUCUUUCUGAACCAACAACGUGGCAAAAUCGUGUUUCGUUGAACUAAUAAAUAUUUAUUAUUUCAGAAUAAAGCAACAGAAGUGACAGUGAAAACAACCGGCCUGCUUUUGUCGGUUCUAAAUGACCUCGAGCAGCCUUUCAGUGCUGAGUUAGAUGAAGCAGCAACGAGUGUCACUAGCUGCCUUAACAAUGUACUACAAUCUGCAUCCAGCCGAUCGAACGGAGCAGCAGCGGAAGCUAAGGCACGUGAUAAGGUU